CGCAGCUGCAGCCAAUACCCCCGUCCGCGAUGGUGGCCCGCUCGCCCGCUCGGCACGGAGGCGGCGGCCGGCGCUGGCCGCGGGCGGCCGCCUGGCUGUGGUUGGCGGCGGCGCUGGGCGCCGUGUGGCCGCCUCGGGGCUCGCUGGUGCAGGGCCGGCGGCUGAUCUGCUGGCAGGCGGUGCUGCAGUGUCAGGGGGAGCCCGAGUGCAGCUACGCGUACAACCAGUACGCCGAGGCGUGCGCCCCGGUGCUCCUACAGCAGCAGCCGCCGCCGGCGGGCGGAGGGGACGGCCCGGCGGGCGCAGCUGGCGCGGCCGCCUCAUCCAGGCGGCGGUGCCCCAGCCACUGCAUCGCGGCGCUCAUCCAGCUCAACCACACCCGGCGUGGCCCGGCGCUGGAGGACUGCGACUGCGCGCAGGACGAGAACUGCCGCGCCACCAAGCGCGCCAUCGAGCCCUGCUUGCCCCGCACCAGCAGCCCCGCGGGCGGCGGCCCCGGCGGCGGCGGCCCCGGCGGCCCCGGCGUCAUGGGCUGCACGGAGGCGCGGCGGCGCUGCGACUGGGACAGCCGCUGCAGCCUGGCGCUGAACCGCUACAUGACCUACUGCGGGAAGCUGUUCAACGGGCUGCGCUGCACGCCCGAGUGCCGCGCCGUCAUCGAGGACAUGCUGGCCGUGCCCAAGGCCGUGCUGCUCAACGACUGCGUCUGCGACGGGCUGGAGCGGCCCAUCUGCGAGUCGGUCAAGGAGAACAUGGCCCGCCUCUGCUUCGGCGCCGACAUGGGCGGCAACGGCGCGGGCAGCAGCGGCGGCUCGGACGGCGGCCUGGAGGAGUACUACGACGAGGACUACGAGGAGGAGCCGAGCCAGAAGGGGAGGGACGACGCGGAGGACAAUACGGGCGCCGAGCCCGGCUUCCCCGUGCAGGCAGAUAGCUCUGGCCGGCCCGCCGGGGCGGCUGGGGCGCUGCUCGCCUCCAUCUUGGUGCCGCUGCUGCCGCGGCUCUAACAUCCCUCCCUUCCCGCUCCCCUCCAGCCCGCUUCCCAUCGCUGCCUCCCCCCACCACUGCCUCUCUCCGCAUCCCCAUCCCCUUCGCCGGGCCGGGCCGGGCCAGGCCCCCCGCGCCGAGCCGCCGCGGGCCUCUAGUCGAGCCCUCCCGCGGCGGCCGGGGAUCCGGCCGGCGGGGCCCCGCGGCGCGGAGCGGCUUUAAACGCUCUGGCCGCGGAUUACCCGACCCAUUGCCCCGGCGCCCCGUCCCCCCGUCCCCUCGCGUCUCCCCCUCUGCCUCCGCUGCUGCGCGCAGCCCCCAGCCGACCCCUUUCCCCGGCCCGGCGCUGCGAGCCGGCUGCUGGAGCGGUGGCCGGAGCGCAGGGGCCGCUCGUGUUUCGGGUGUUGGUCUCGAGUGUGCACUAUGCAAUUGCUGCCACCCUGCCUUCGUGUUACUAGCGAGCGGAGCGGCUGACAGAGACUGCGGGCGAGGCCGCUAGCCGCCCCCCGGAAUAAACCGGGAGUUGUGGCAUGCUGGUACUGGAGGUCUUUUAAGAGUUUUGACAUGAAGGUUAGUAAGAGGUGAGCAACCCAAACUUGCUGCCAAAGCGUUGCCGUACUAGUUAGUCAGCAACUUGAUUAUCACUAGCCGCAUCUCGCUCUUCCUGAUGCAGUUGUGCCCGAAAGGGGCUUACGCCUCAUCUGCCAUUAAAUUUAGGGAAAUAGCAGACUGAAUAAAUUUGGUGAUUUACAGCACUCCCUCUUGCACACACAAAUUCCCUAUAACAAAAGCGUGCCAGCAGCCGUCUCUUCCUCUGUAACCUAGCGACAUUAAAAAAAAAUUGUUUCAGAGUUGUUGGCUAUACUGAACAAUGCAACUUUUGUUUUAAAAGAGCUCUGCACUGCCAUCUUUAAAAGACACUUUUAAACUCGAGAACAUGUAUGUACAAAUAUCCUGAAAAGUUUUAUUGCCUCGUCAUAUCAGGGUGCUGACCUCUGGUAAAUCUUAUAUAAAAAAAAGUAUUUAAAACUGGGAUUUGUUACCAGUCGCUCUUCAUUGUAUAUAGAAUUUUAUAAAUUGUAUGCUUUGGGGAUAAUUUAUUUAAAAAAAUAAUAAAAUGUUUUAAUUCCAUGUCCUAUUUGCCAGGUAGCUGCAUUUGCUAUUCAUUUCUGGAAAGGUACAGAUUUCACUUUAUGUUUAAAGGGAUACCAGCAACAGUGAUUAAGUGAAGUAUUCUCUAGAACAUCAAAUGUACAGUGUAUUUUACAGAUUGAAAGUUAACUUUCUUAUUUGGAGAGACUUUAUGAACGUUUUAGUAUUGUAUAAACGCAUUUCUGAGCUGCCUUAAACCUUGUAUUUUUUAUAGAAGGCGUAAAAAAGGCCUGUCUUUUAAAUAUGUAUGGCUUUUUUGUAUUUUCUAAACGUGUAAAUUAGUAAAGAAAGAGCUUUAAAUAAUGGAUGCAGUGAAAUUGUUUUCCAGGGACACUUGAACUCUCAGCACCCGAAAUGUGGGGGUGGGGGAAGAGAGGCGGGGAUCAAACCACAGAAUAACAAACCAAAAAAACAGUGAAAAAACAAAAAUCUGUGUCUGCCUGUAAUACUUCACAUAGAUGUAAAUUACUGCUAUUCUUACUUUAAUGGAUAAUUACAUGCAAGAAGUAAAUACAGCUUUGAAAGUACUUCUUUAAA
Messenger RNA from Motacilla alba alba, 2676 nucleotides. It is a transcript of the gene GAS1, whose product is annotated as growth arrest specific 1. The transcript has a single exon. Lineage: Eukaryota; Metazoa; Chordata; Aves; Passeriformes; Motacillidae. Gene Ontology annotation, biological process: negative regulation of mitotic cell cycle. The coding region runs from base 30 to 1007 and encodes 325 amino acids. The record is from RefSeq and is a predicted model, not a curated record.